Ornithodoros turicata is the source of this 1609-nucleotide messenger RNA. RefSeq names its product Ig-like V-type domain-containing protein FAM187A. The coding region runs from base 365 to 1474 and encodes 369 amino acids. The transcript has 11 exons. The record is from RefSeq and is a predicted model, not a curated record. NCBI's taxonomy places the organism in Eukaryota, Metazoa, Arthropoda, Arachnida, Ixodida, Argasidae.
GCAUUGGUCUCGCAGUAGAUAUUGUUACUGACAUUUGCUCGAUAAAAAGAAAAAAACGUUGGAGUGCUACAACGUUUCUUCUGAAAGAUGGCGCCCGCCACGUGUGUGUUCGUCUGCGCGAAUGUGGGAGUGACUGCAACAAUUUAAGAGAGAAUGUGUUGAGGCCUUUCAGCGUGUAGGUGGAGUCUGCGAAAAACGAUUUGUGCCUCCGUCAACGGUACUGCUCGAACCCGAGGUACACGUCCGGUCGGUGGACAAGAGCGAACAGGCUCAACUCCCAUGUAGAUUCUGCGACGAAGCAGCACCAGUGACGAGUCGGCAGUGGUUCAAGCGGCUCAUCAACGGUACUUUCAUCCACGUCGCCAUGGACACGCACGACGACCCGUCAAAGAAUAUGCGCUACACCAUGUCGGACCACACGCUAGUAAUAAAAAACGUCGUUGAGAAAGACGCUGGGUACUACGUUUGCCACGAUAACGAGGAACCGCCAACGAAGUACCGCAUGGAGUACCUCCUAGAUGUUUCUGUGAAGUCUACCGUUGAUCCCGUUUCAGGAGACCUCUUGAAGCACAAGCCCUACCUUCAGGGGUUGCAGGAAACAUACAGUAACCUAGCCCUGGAUGGUAUACUAGUUAAGCACAACGUGACCACAAAUUGGGGCGAGUGGACGCCGUGUGAUCGAUGUGGCGAGAUUGGUCUCCGUAAACGGUAUGGCCGAUGUCAGCUGACAACAUCCGUUCAAGGCUUCAUGAGGCUUCCUCAAGCGCCUCAGGAGCCAGUGAACGUCAGCGUCCCCGUCAUGGGCCCCAGUUGCAGGUCUCUCCUCUUGAGAAAGUACGAAGCCUCGAAGCAACUGUACAAGAUGCCGGACUACCUUCACACUGAAUACUGCCAAGAGGAUUGCGACGAACAAUUCGCUACGGGUGGAACGAUGUCUCCAGUGAACGGGACCUUCUUCAGUUGGAAGAUCGGCAAAACGGAAGAGGUUGAAACUGCAGAAAUAUCCCCAUCUGCGUUUCGUCACGAAGAGGAGGAAGGGGUCAUGAUAAGCCUCGCAUGUCCAGGAGCAUCGGCAGAGAGUGUGGUGAUGUGGUUCUUCAACGGCACCAAGUUCCGCAGAGCGUGGCGUCGCGUCAAGGUUAGCGACCAGAAACAUCUCGUCUUCAAGGAGCUCAAAGCACGCGACACAGGAGUCUAUGAAUGCACCGUCAUGGGCAUCAAAGUCGGACAGUUACAGCUCAUUGUGAAGAAGAAGCGGCAUGAUGUAGGAACUCUGGCUACGUCAAAUGGGAUGUGGAUGGCGUACACUACCAUCAUAAUCAACGUCAUAGUUUACGCAGCAGUUGUUUACGUCAACUGUCAGCAUCAUUACAAGAGAAUGGAUAUACAGGACUACAUCUCGCGCACCCGCUCUAAGGACCCUACGAGUACAGAGUGUACGGAUUCCACUGAGCCACUUGAGAAGGAGAACUAGCGUCUAUUGUGCGUACGUUUAAUCGCAUACGUUGUUCUGUGGUCUGCCUGUACCAGCACCUCGAAUACCAAUCAAAUAUAUUGAAUUUACAUAACGUCGCAAAAUGAGCUGCUUGUGUCUUCACGCAUGUAUUGC